Molecule: messenger RNA, 1165 nt
Organism: Olea europaea var. sylvestris
Lineage: Eukaryota; Viridiplantae; Streptophyta; Magnoliopsida; Lamiales; Oleaceae
Product: probable transcriptional regulator SLK1
Exons: 5
Coding region: 1-906 (301 amino acids)
Biological process (GO): negative regulation of transcription by RNA polymerase II; positive regulation of transcription by RNA polymerase II
Cellular component (GO): transcription regulator complex; nucleus
Source: RefSeq, a predicted model, not a curated record
AUGGAACUACAGCAUAAAGUUUAUCAAUACAAGUACUGGGUGUUACAUUUUGUAUAUAGAACUUCUAAAACACAUUUUCUCCUGCAGGUAAAUCAAUUGCUGCAAGUUGCACAGAAAUGCCAAAGCACAAUUUCUGAAAGUGGACCCGAUGGCGUUUCUCAGCCUGAUUUACAGGCAAACAGUGUUAUGGUUGUAACAGCUGGCCGUCAGCUUGCUAAGAGUUUGGAGCUACAAUCACUUAAUGAUUUGGGAUUUUCCAAAAGAUAUGUUCGGUGCCUUCAGAUUGCUGAGGUUGUCAAUAGCAUGAAAAGCCUGAUGGAUUUCUGUAGAGAUCAAAAAGUUGGGCCGAUUGGUAAUUAUUGUGUUCCUACUGUUUUCACUUCAUCAGUUUCAGGGUUGCAGAAUGUACCAGCUACUGGCUUCUCGAAUUCCCAUGUGGCACAGCUGCAGCAGCAGCAGCAGCAGCAUGUGCUGCAGCGUUCAUUAAGUGGUAAUGGUUUACUACUGCAAAAUCAGCCACAGCCCUCUCACGGGACCCAAAUAUCUCAACAGCAAACGAUCCAGCAAUUGAUGCAGGAUGUGAACAGCAAUGGCGGGGGCGGGGUUCAACAGCAGUCCCUUUUGAUGCAGAGUGGAGGUCGGGAUGGACUUGGUUUUAGAAACAGCCCUUCAGCAGCAACUACUUCGUCUGCAAAUGGACAAGGCAAUGUUGUUGGACACCCACCGAGCAGAAGCAAUAGUUUCAAGUCUGCUUCAAAUAAUUUCUCAUUUAGCCAAAAAGUAUCAGAUUUGCCACAGAAUCUUCAUUUAUCGGAGGAAAUGGUACAAGACAUUGCCCAUGAGUCCACGGAAAACGGGUUUUUUAACAGUGAACUCGAUGACAGCAUGAACUAUGUGUGGAAGUAACGUAGUUUGCUCUGUUGCUAGCUUCUGGGGUCGGAACCUGACAUAUUACUUUUGUACAGAUGUUGGGUUAUUUAAUCAUUUUUUCUGUUUCUUCGCCUCGACUAUGUUUUAGCUGCUUGUGUUUGCACUUUGAUGUCUGUUUUACAAUCUUAAUCUUCUGGACUUUUCCCUGUCAAAACUUCUUGCAAGUGUAAUCCACCGUCAUGAAUUUAAGGACGUUGCAAAUUGGUUUUAAUAUGAUAUUUGCAUCUUUCUUGAA